Molecule: messenger RNA, 6267 nt
Organism: Drosophila ananassae
Lineage: Eukaryota; Metazoa; Arthropoda; Insecta; Diptera; Drosophilidae
Exons: 3
Coding region: 1-6267 (2088 amino acids)
Biological process (GO): proteolysis; DNA integration
Molecular function (GO): nucleic acid binding; aspartic-type endopeptidase activity; zinc ion binding
Source: RefSeq, a predicted model, not a curated record
AUGGAACAACUCAAACGGCUAAAGGGAGUGAGGGGCCGUCUCAAAUCCAGCCUCACCAAACUGCUACACACAGCAGAAAACUCUUCCGCAUCAAUCGGCGUUGACGCCGUGGAGGUACUGCUAGUCAGGCUCGACAAGGUUUGGAAUGAUUUCGAACUUGCCGGAGAUGAUCUGAGCGUGCUUGACGACGUCGAGGGCUGGGUUGAUCCUGCGGAUGACUACGACGAGUAUGAGGCGAAGUACAUAAAAGCCCGUGCGCUUUUGUUUUCCCUCAAGCGCUCACAGGAGCCGACAACACCAACAAGACAUGCAGAAGGAGAUUCAAUAGCUAACAACGACGCUAUUUCUCGCUUAGUGCAGCAACAACAAGAGUUUUUCGAACGCCUAGGAGCAACUUCAACACCAACCCAGGCUGACGCCGCGGCGCCAGUAAGGGAGACAGAAUUACCGAAAAUACACAUAAAACCGUUUGGUGGCAAUUACAAGGAGUGGCCAGCCUUCAAAGCACUGUACAUAAGCACUGUACAUAGCAAGCAACAUCUGGGUAAGAUACAAAAGUACCACUAUCUAAAAUCGUUCCUCGUGGACGAGGCUGCAAGUUUGGUACGCCAUUUGCCGAUUUCUGAGACGGCAUAUGACAACGCUUGGGAACGCCUCAACGAGAGAUACGAUCGACCACGGCAAAUUAUUCACAACCUGUUGGACACCUUUAUGGAGCUACCAUCGACUAACAAUGGAGAGGUAUCCAUAUUGCGUAGCAUAUCAGAUGGUGCAAAUGAGGUCAUCCGUGCAUUGGACUCAAUUGGCCAUAUGGACCGAGACUGCUGGGUUAUCCAUUUAUUGCUGAACAAAAUCGAUCCAGAGUCACGCCGCAAAUGGGUAGAUGCAAGCCGUGCUUCAAAUUCACCAAAAGUCGAAGAGUUCUUCAAGUUCCUGGAUGCACGAUGUGAAGAAUUUGAGCUGUGUCAAAGCGAUCCUGUACCGAGACAGGGUGGUAACAAUAAGAAGACAAGCAGAGCCAUGGUAACUGCUGCGCUGACAAAAUGCGUGAAUUGUAAUGCGGAUGGGCAUCAACUGUCUAAGUGUCCUCAAUUCAUUGGUUUGUCUAUCGACCAACGCCGUUCUUUUGUAAAGCACAAAUCUCUCUGCUUUAACUGUCUCAAACCAGGUCACAGGUCAUCAAACUGUAGCUCAAAGUACAACUGUCAGCAGUGUGGCAGCAGACAUCACACACUCAUACACACGCAUGCUAUGCAGACCAACGAGGGUCAAAUCACAUCCACGUCUUCAAGCGAUCACAAGGAUCCAGACACGACAUCGGUGACUGCGAGUCACAUGUCACAGGCACUACGCACGCCAACCCUAUUGUCACAUGGGCAAGUAGGACGAACAUGUACCUUGCCAACUGCAUUGGUACACAUCCGCAACUCUCAAGGCACAUACACAAACUGCCGGGUGCUACUCGACACGGGCUCGGAGUUAUCAUAUGUAUCGGAACGCUGUAUUAAGGCACUGGGUCUUAGUCGGGUUCCUGGGCGGAUUCUCAUUUCCGGCAUUUCUUCAAUCAAGGCCGAUACCACGAGGGGAUUCAGCACACUCACGAUCAAGUCUCGAGUUUCUGAUCACUCGCUACAAGUAAAAGCUCAUAUUCUAGGAAAAAUCACAUCUACGCUGGCAAGGGAAAACAUUGAUGCAUCUGCGCUUGAGAUCUUCAAUGGGAUUCCGCUUGCAGACACUGAAUUCAACUCGGCAUCGCCUAUAGACGUCCUACUAGGCACCGAUUCUGUAUGGGCUAUUUUAACCGGCAACAGGAAGCUGGAUGCGCAAGGCAACAUAAUAGCUAUUUCAACAAUCUUUGGAUGGGUUAUCACAUCGAUUGCGUAUCAAAAUCCAUCAAUCACCACGUCAUUUUUGUCUACAGUCGAUAUCCAUGCUACUCUACAAAGGUUUUGGGAAAUCGAGGACUCCCAAAUCACCACUCACCAUGAUCCUGAAAAUGUUAAGGUUGAAGAGCAUUUUCAAACCACGCACUCACGCGACUCCAAGGGAAGAUACACCGUAGAGCUUCCAUUCAAGGAUGCAGAUCCACAAUUCACUGACACUCUGCAGGGAGCAACCCAACGCUUUGCUUCUGUGGAGCGCCGUCUACAUAGAGACGCAGAUUUGCACUCACGGUAUGUAAAAUUCAUGCAAGAGUAUAUUUCUCUAGGCCACAUGCGCCAAAUGAACCCUGACGAAAUUCUCACCAACGAUGGAAGGGUAUUCUACAUGCCACAUCACCCGGUACUUGGAAAGAAACUACGAGUAGUUUUUGACGGUUCAUUCCAAGAUUCUUCUGGUCAAUCUUUAAACGACACCCUGAACGUUGGGCCGAGCAUUCAACGAAACCUGUUCGAUGUAUGCGUACGCUUUCGCCUACAUAAAUACGUUUUUUCUGCGGACAUCAUCAAGAUGUUCAGGCAAAUUUGGAUCAACAAGCAUCACCGCAACUAUCAACGUAUCGUUUGGAGAGAACAUCCUUCAGCUCCACUUCUACAUUACCAACUCUGCACUGUAACCUAUGGCACUGCGUGUGCACCAUUUCUGGCUGUACGGGUUCUUGAGCAACUGGCCAGAGACUACCAACAUUUGUAUCCAACUGCUGCGCGCAUUCUUCUUGAAGAUUUCUACGUUGACGACGUUUUAACAGGAGCUGACACCGAGGAAAAGCUUCUACAAUAUAAAAAAGAACUAAUUCAACUAAUGUCAUGUGCUCAACUCGAACUUGGAAAAUGGAUUUCCAACAGCAACCGCGUUGUCGAUCCUGAGACAACAAUCACAAACAACACAUCAUACAGUCCACUCGAAACUACGAACAAGGUUUUGGGAAUUCAUUGGCAACCGCACACGGACACAUUGGCAUACAAGGUAUCUUUGCCCAGCGAGGGAAAGAUUACAAAACGGCAAGUUUUAUCAGACGUGUCUCGCAUUUUCGACCCACUUGGAUUGCUGGCUCCAGUGGUUAUUCAAUUCAAAAUCCUGUUCCAAGAACUUUGGGUUCUCAACUUAGACUGGGACAGCCCGCUACCGCUCAGCCUGGAAGAUUGGUAUCUCAAAUGCAAGAACGAUAUCAACACGCUCAAUGAACUUGAGGUUCCACGCUACAUUGGCAACUCUACUGAUACAAUUGAAUUGCACGCCUUCUCGGACGCAUCUAUAAAAGCCUACGCCGCUGCCGUUUACAGUAGAGUCACUCUCCCUGAUGGUAACAUACAGGUUACUCUUAUUGCUGCAAAGACUCGUGUUGCACCGCUCAAAACACAAUCACUUCCACGCCUGGAAUUGUGCGGCGCACUGCUACUAAGUCGACUCAUCAACUCAGUCAAAGCUGCACUGAAAAACUACAACGUCACUGUUUACGCCUGGUGCGACUCUACCAUUGUUUUGGCUUGGCUCUCGCACAUACCUGCCAAACUAAAGACUUUCGUCGCAAACCGCACUGCCGAAAUCCUCGGCAUUAUUCCACGAGAUCACUGGCAACAUGUCAAAUCAGAUGACAACCCUGCUGACUGCGCUUCAAGGGGCAUGCUAGCUGCUGACUUAGUAAACCACAACCUAUGGUGGAAGGGCCCACACUGGCUAUACUCAACCGAAGCUGAAUGGGUAAAAACACCUAGCACUCCUCAUUCUAGUUUCAUUUCAGAUGAACAAGUCCAGGCUGAAGUAAAAGGUUCCGCUUUCACGACAAUGAGAACAUACAACACUGAAACCUCACUAUUGGAUGAACUGAUCGACCGUGUCUCCUCGUGGCCGAAGCUACUUCGUAUUCUCGCCUACGUUCUCAAGUUCAUCCGACGCACUCGCAGAAAAUCCAACACCGCUACGCUGACACUUGAGGAGAUCCAUGACGCACGGAUCCUGUACCUUCGCCAUGCCCAAGACGAAUUCCAAGCUGACUACAAGCGACUCCUCAACCAGCAAGAUUUGGGAAACAAAUCAAAAUUGCGCACCCUCUCACCGCAAAUCGACAAACAUGGACUCCUGCGAGUGGGUGGCCGCUUAGGUAACUCAGAACUGCCAGCGGAUGUGCAGCAUCCAAUAAUUAUGCCCAAAUCUCAUCGCAUAACAAAACUCAUUCUGGAACAUGAGCACCGGAUUCACUUACAUCCUGGAGUAUCGGCGUUAUUCGUGAUCGCACGCCAACGCUACUGGGUGUUUGGCGCACGCAACCUCAUUCGAAAGAUCACGCAUGAUUGUCUAAAAUGCUUUAGACAACGGCAACACACAUCUCACCAAUUCAUGUCAGAUCUGCCGUCUGUCCGGGUUCGGCAGGCAUUUCCGUUUGCAAAUACUGGCUGCGACUACGCCGGGCCAAUCACCCUCAAGGUCCACAAGGGACGAAAUCCACGCAAGGAAAAGGGUUACAUCUGCCUAUUUGUAUGCCUAGCCACUUCUGCCUUGCAUUUGGAAUUGGCUACAGAUCUUACAACCGACACAUUCUUGGCGGCACUCAGACGAUUCAUCUCUCGCCGCGGAAAAUGCUCGCAAAUGUAUAGCGACAACGGGAGAAACUUCGUCGGGGCAAAAAGGGUAUUAAACGAAAUGCAAACUCUUUUGAAGUCAGACGAACACAACAACACUGUACUGAAGGCCCUGGCAGACGAAGGAAUAAACUGGAAUUUCAUUCCCCCCCAUGCACCACACUGGGGUGGCAAAUGGGAAUCAGCUGUGCGCUCUGUCAAACUGCAUCUUCAUAGAGUCAUUGGCAAGAAUGUCCUCACCUUUGAGAAAAUGCACACACUUCUCGCCCAAAUAGAAGCUGUGGUCAACUCACGUCCACUAUUCUCAACUUCGGACACUGAGGUCAACUAUCUGUCGCCAGCACACUUCCUCAUUGGUCGUCCCUACACGACAGUACCAGAAGGCGAUCUAUCAACUGUACCAAUCAACCGUUUGGAUUAUUGGCAACAGACUCAAGCUAUGCUGCAAGGCUUCUGGAAACAAUGGCACAUGGAAUAUCUUACAUCACUCCAGCAUCGGCCAAAGUGGAUGAACAAAUCGGUCAACAUGACCAAAGAUGACAUCGUGCUCCUUAAGGAUUCUCACACCCCGCCAGCAGCAUGGCCUCUCGGAAGAGUCAUCGAAACGUAUCCAGGGAAGGAUGGAAUGGUCCGCGCUAGUCUGUGCUGGUGCAAUCGCAGUCUUGCUUUUAUGGACUUGGCGCGUAGUAACGUAGACGGAGAAGCAGCCUUCGCGAAAAGCUGCCAACUCCCUAGAUCACCCAGCAGCAGGCUGGACGUUGCUCCCCCCCCAUUUCAGGGAUACGCGUGGACCAAUGGAGGAACGGAACCCAGAAAAGCAACGCUUAGGGACCUCGGGAAGGACCAGUGCAGGAGCGGUACCCAAGAGAUGGGUAAAGCAUCGUUGGAGGACUUUGGGAAGGAGAUCGCGCUACUGGUGGAGAUGCUGGAGGAUGGAAAAAGGAGGUCCAUCCACCAGCCGAUGAGGGACGUAAUAGAGAGCAUUCGUACUUUGUACGAGCGACUGGCCGCCCAGAAGGACGAACAAGGAGGCAAAGAAGCGCAGAAAACCCACCAGGCAUCCCAGACGUGGGAGCAUGGCAUCCCAGGGAAGGGCAUGGGACCGUAUCCCCCGAGCACCAAAAGGAGCAGGAGUGAGUCUUCGCAAGCGGCUUCGCAAACGAGGACCGGAACCGGACAACCAGGGCAGGCUAUGGAAUCGCCCCCCAGUGGAAGCUGGAGCAUCCCAGGAAAUGUAUGGCUUUCAAGCAGCUGCAAGGGAGCGGCCCUAUGGUCGACGGAGACGGCCCCUCAGGACACCAGAACAUCCUGCGAAGGCUUCCUCCGAUCCUACAUUAAGGGUGUUACCUUUUAUAGCAGCUAUGCUCCGCCGAGAUGGGACAUUUCGCGCUUCCAAAGGAUGCUGAAGAGCCUAGUUUCGGACGCAAGAGGUAAAUCGACAUGGUCAUUGGAGGAGACUUCAAUGCUUGGUCUCCGGAGUGGGGAAGCAGAGCAGCGAGCUCGAAACGAAACAUUCUCGGUAGCUGUCCAGACCCUCGACUGGACCCAAAGAUCUUCUCCAGAGGGGUCAGCAAACGACCUAUCAAGGUCAAUAGCCGCUGCCUGCGACUGCGCUAUGCCUAUGCAGGUGCAGAAGAAGAGCUUCGGUAUACUGGAGGAAUCAGGACAUCCAGCGACUAAGGACUGCCUGCCUGCGAGCAAGGAGGCGAUACCAAAGGGCAAGGGGAGCAGAAGAUCGGAUCAAUAA